AUGGGAGACAACCACCUUGCAUCUAGAGCUAGGGAGCUCUUCCACCUCAAGGGACAGAAGGAAUGCGAGAAACCACAGCUGAGAGAAAUACCAAAGUCUCCAUGGCCAUGCAUGGACGCCAGCUCCCUGACAGCGGGGCCGUCUGGGAAAGUCCAACAAGCAGUGCCCAGGAUUUAUCUGGGGAAGGUGUGCCAGCUGCCAGCCGAGCCGUUCCUGAGCGCCCAAGCAGGAACGCUGAGUGAGCCAGACAGGCAAUUGCCAAAAGGGGGCAAGAGGACAAGAAAGAAGCAGCCCAAAAAGGGCGGGAGGCUGGAAAGGGGUGAGAGGCAGAAAAAAAGGCUGGGAAGCCGACAGGAAAUUAAAGGCCAAAAAGAGGUGGAGGCUGACAAAAGAGGCCAAAAACGGGUAGAGAUGGAAAAAAAAAAAAAAAAAGAGGCUAAAAAAGGGUGGAAGAUCGAUAAAGGGAUGGGAAGCCAUCAGAAAGCAGAAACCAAAAAGGGAUGGGAGGUCAACAAAAAAGCAGAGGACGAAAAGGAAUGGGAGGCUGAACAAGGGAAGCUGGUGCCUCUGGUCUGGUCCCGUUGGGCGCUGUCUGGGCGCGCGGCUGAUCCCGCCCUUGUCAAGUACCUUCUGCUGCAGACUGAGGAAUCGCAGAUCUUCCGCCUGAAGCCUCCCUAA
Nipponia nippon (crested ibis) is the source of this 678-nucleotide messenger RNA. Lineage: Eukaryota; Metazoa; Chordata; Aves; Pelecaniformes; Threskiornithidae. The record is from RefSeq and is a predicted model, not a curated record.